Messenger RNA from Chaetomium globosum CBS 148.51, 1308 nucleotides. RefSeq lists its product as uncharacterized. The coding region runs from base 1 to 1308 and encodes 435 amino acids. Gene Ontology annotation, cellular component: mitochondrion. The transcript has 2 exons. The record is from RefSeq and is a predicted model, not a curated record. NCBI's taxonomy places the organism in Eukaryota, Fungi, Ascomycota, Sordariomycetes, Sordariales, Chaetomiaceae. Gene Ontology annotation, molecular function: Y-form DNA binding; DNA endonuclease activity; crossed form four-way junction DNA binding.
AUGCCGAAAAACCGGGCUCCACUUCUCCGGCGCCGAUGGUUUUUGACAGGGGUGUCGAACGCCGACGAAUGCUCCACCAGUGAUGCCGGUUCGAACUUUCAGGAUUCCCAGGGUUUAUUGUUUACUUUAGCUCACAUUGACAGCGGGGCUUUUAUUAUAUCCUUCAGCUUCAUCAACACCGAUGUCACUAUGACCAACAAAACCCUCCUCGGCGAAAAGAGCCUCGCCCUCAAAGCCUUGUGUUUAUCCUGCGGCCUACGAAGAGUUGGAAAUAAGGCGGCCCUCGUCCAGCGCCUCCGCCAUGCCGCCAGGAACCUCCAACCCAUCACCCCCUCCUCCCGCAUCCUCAGCAUCGACCUCGGCCUCAAGAAUUUCGCCUUCUCCCUCAUAAGCCCAGCGCCUCCAGCAAAAAAACAGCCCCCCAGCUCAAACGCCACCCCUUUAAACUCCCCAAUCCGUCUCCACGCCUGGCACCGCCUGGACCUAACCCUCCCCACCACCACCACCAUCACCACCACCACCAAGAACAAACCAAAAACAAAAACAAAAACAACCACCCCCACCCCCACCCCCUCCGAAGAACCCCCCUCACCACCACCACCAGAAGAAGAAGAAGAAGAAGCCUUCUCCCCCGCCGCGCUCGCCACCAUAACCGCGCACCUGAUCAAAACCCGGCUCCUCCCGCUACGCCCAACCCACGUGCUCAUCGAGCGACAACGGUUCCGCUCGCACGGCGCCGCGGCCGUGCACGAGUGGACGAUACGCGUCAACUCGCUCGAGGCGAUGCUGCAUGCCGCGUUUGCGGCGCUUAAGGUGGGGGAGGAGGGUGUGGUUGGUGGUGAAGGGGUGUGGGAGGGGAGGGUGGAGUCGGUGCUGCCGAAGACGGUGGCCGAGUUUUUGUUUGCGGGUGUGGAUGUUGAGGGGGUGGAGGAGGAGGGGGGAGGGAAGGGGAAGGGGAAGGCGACGGCGGGGAAGGCGUAUCUGAAGUUGAAGAGGAAGAAGGUGGAUAUGUUGGGGGGGUAUUUGGUGGAUGGGGGGAUAGCUGUUCCGGAAAAGGGGCAGGCGACGGAGAUGGUGCGGUUGUUUAUGGAGAAGAUGGAGAGGAGGAAAGGUGGGAAGGGCAAGGGCGCGGGGAAGAAAAAGGCCGCUGAUGUUGAUGGGGUUGAGGGGGGCGAGGUGGAGGAGGCGAUAACCAAGAUGGACGACUUGUCGGAUGCCGUGCUGCAGGGGAUGGUGUGGUUGCAAUGGCGGAGGAACUUGGAGGAGUUGACUAAGGAGUGGCCAGAGUUACUUGAAGAGGAGACAUGA